Guillardia theta CCMP2712 is the source of this 879-nucleotide messenger RNA. RefSeq lists its product as hypothetical. Gene Ontology annotation, cellular component: mitochondrial inner membrane. Gene Ontology annotation, biological process: mitochondrial ADP transmembrane transport; mitochondrial ATP transmembrane transport. Lineage: Eukaryota; Cryptophyceae; Pyrenomonadales; Geminigeraceae. The coding region runs from base 1 to 879 and encodes 292 amino acids. The record is from RefSeq and is a predicted model, not a curated record. The transcript has 6 exons. Gene Ontology annotation, molecular function: ATP:ADP antiporter activity.
AUGGUCAACACCAUUUCUUUAACUCGUCGGCUGUCAGGAAUAUCUGCUACUAUCUCCAAGACUGCGGUUGCACCCAUUGAGCGCAUCAAGCUCCUCCUCCAGGUGCAAGCUACUUCCACUCAGAUCACCGAUCCCUACAAGGGCAUCGUAGAUUGUGCCGUCCGUGUGUACAAGGAGCAGGGAGCUCUCGCAUUCUGGAGAGGAAACACUGCCAACAUCCUCAGAUACUUCCCUACCCAGGCUCUCAACUUUGCUUUCAAGGACAAGUACAAGGAGAUGUUCUGCAGGCCUGCUGAGGAGGUCGGAUUCUGGUUGUUCUUCCUUGGAAACUUGGCUGCUGGUGGAGCUGCUGGUGCUACUUCCCUCCUCUUCGUCUAUCCUCUGGACUUCGCUCGUACCCGCCUCGGCGCUGACGUUGGCAAGUCCAAGGAGGACAGGCAGUUCAACGGCCUUUUCGACUGCAUUGCCAAGAUCUACAAGUCUGAUGGCAUCGGUGGAUUGUACCAGGGAUUUGCUGCUUCCAUCCUGGGAAUCAUCGUGUACCGUGCUGCAUUCUUCGGUGGGUUUGAUACUCUCAAGGCUGUCCUGAUGAAGGUUGGAUUCGGCGCUGUUGUCUGGCAGGCGUUCCUCGUUGCCGAGUUCACUACUGCUGUUGCUGGAAUCAUCUCUUACCCCUUCGAUACCGUUCGUCGCCGCCUUAUGAUGAAGUCUGGCGGAGGCUCUACCAUCCAGUACAAGGGAACCAUCGACUGCGCUGUGCAGAUCGUCAAGCAGGAGGGAGUCGGCGGGUUGUUCAAGGGCUCUCUUUCCAACGUCUUCCGUGGGACUGGAGCUGCUUUGGUGCUCGUCCUCUAUGACUGGCUCUCCAAGUUCAUCUAA